AUGGCACAUUCAAAUAAUUUUUCGUCUACACAAACUCUUCAAUCGAAUACUAAUAAUAAUUCAACGAAUCGAACAUUGUCUAUACAUGUUGGUAAUCUUUCAUAUAACACAGUUGAAAAUGAUUUAGAAGCACUUUUCAAUGAAAAAUGUGGUAAUGUUAAAAGAGUUCGAAUUAUUUAUGAUAACAAUACACAACAGAGUCGUGGAUUUGGUUUUGUAUAUUUUAAUACAAUAGAUGCAUUUAAUACUGCACUUGAACUUCAUCAAUGUGGUUUAAAUGGACGAAUACUUCGAAUAUCACCUGCUGAAUCAAAGAAUUCUUCUUCUUCUUCUUCUUCGACUACUACUCCUAAUAUAAAUACAUCGAAUGAUGUUGUAACUACAGCAGCUGCACCUCAAAUAACAAAUAGAUUAAAAACACAAGUAGUGCACUGUAAAAAAUCAAAUUAUGAUGUUUAUAUUGGUCGUCCAUCUGAUUGGGGAAAUCCAUUUGUUAUUGGUAAAGAUGGUGAUCGAAGUGAUGUUAUACGAAAAUAUCGUAAUUGGAUAAUGCGUCAACCAGAUUUAUUAUCACGAGCUAAAAUAGAACUUCGAGGUCGAAGAAUAGCAUGUUGGUGUAAACCAGAAGCCUGUCACGGUGAUGUACUUGCAGAGAUUGCUGAUGCUGACUAA
Adineta steineri is the source of this 672-nucleotide messenger RNA. The record is from the annotation of a GenBank genome assembly. NCBI's taxonomy places the organism in Eukaryota, Metazoa, Rotifera, Eurotatoria, Adinetida, Adinetidae.